This is a messenger RNA of Nycticebus coucang (slow loris), 4507 nucleotides long. It is a transcript of the gene SYT10, whose product is annotated as synaptotagmin 10. NCBI's taxonomy places the organism in Eukaryota, Metazoa, Chordata, Mammalia, Primates, Lorisidae. The transcript has 7 exons. Gene Ontology annotation, biological process: cellular response to calcium ion; regulation of calcium ion-dependent exocytosis; calcium-ion regulated exocytosis. Gene Ontology annotation, molecular function: syntaxin binding; clathrin binding; calcium ion binding. Gene Ontology annotation, cellular component: membrane. Bases 2378 to 3949 code for a protein of 523 amino acids. The record is from RefSeq and is a predicted model, not a curated record.
ACAGAGUUAUUACCCAGCAUCCCAUUGGGGUCCAGAAGUUUAUACACCCUCACUUUAGAGGGGAGGCUGCCUGGACACAUGUUCUCAGGACCUCCCAAGGCUACAUACACUAGGCGUCAAAUAUAUUCAGCUCAGAAGAAACCUUUUUAAAUUAUCUUAUAUAACUUGAAGUUUUUCCCAUUAAUAAAAGGAAAAAAUUACAGAAAAUGAAUAUCCAUUUUAAUCCAAUGAAAUUAACUCUGCUUGUUGUCAAAACACAGCAGUAAGAGCAGCAAUAGGCCAGGAACAGUAUAGGCAAAUACCAGGAAAGUUAUUUUCAAAAUUUGUUUACUUAAUAUUUAACACUGAAAACAAAUAUGAGGGCCAUUAGGGCGACGUUCUGCAUUCCUCUACUUAAGCAAUUAGAAUCUGUAAGUAUUAUACAGAUAAAUUACUCAUCUGGUCCUCCCACACAGUGGUUUGUUCAUACAGUAAAUAUGAAAGCACAGCUCUGCCCUGCAGGUUGUUUUGCACGGGUCUGUCUAGAUAGUGAAGGAAUAGAGGGUAAGGACAACUGCAAAAUGCCUGAUUAAAGUGUGUUACUUAGCUUGGUGCAUACAGUAGAGGUUCAAUAUUUAUUUGAUUGACAGUGAAAUUAUUUCUUUAGACAAUAUGAUCUAAAAGCUGUCGCCCUAUCCCCACCCUCACAGUCAAUGUGCAUAAAAGCCAAAAUCAAAUGAAGCCCGCAGAUUUGGGUUUGUCAAUUCAUGGUAAAAGCAGCCCUAGUUAAACCAAUUGUCCUAUGAACCAAGUCAAAAUGAUUCAACUAAAGAAUGCCUCUCCACUGGGAGGUGAUGCCUAAUAUUUAUAGUAAGCUUUACCACAGUGCCCAUACAAGGAGAAUAAUGCACCGUAAACUGACAAGCAGUUUAAAAUAAAAUUACUUAUUCUACUAGUUAGUACAGACACAUCAACAAGUUCAGGGUAUUCCACUGCAGAAGCAAAGAUCUCUCCUACAUGUGAUGGGUAAUUCAAAUGGGUAGUUCAAUCUUCAGGUUAUGAUAUGGGAUCCAAUUUCAGCUGAAAUGAUUAUAAAGCUAUGUAAACACACUCAUCACAUCCUCCUGGCACAGUUUUACUGACUUUGUUUUGUUCUUUUUGCUCCAUUAGUGAUUUGCACCAAUUUACACGACGAAUUAUAAGAACAAGUAAGCUCAGGACUCCCGAAGCCAAGCCACUCGUUUUACAGACUGAGAAAAAGAUGUGUAAGCAACUUCUUCAAGGCUAAGCAACACUCAUGAGAUUAAGUACUUUAAGAGGUUAGCAAAUGAGAUAAAAGAAGUCCAGUUGUGCAUUCUGAGUUGCCAGAUUGCCAAAUCCUAGCUGAAUAUUGAUACAAAUAACUCAGUUCAUUGUGUGAUCUACCUAAGGGGAUUUUUAAAAAAAAAAAUCAAAGGUAAUAAAUUUAAAUUUGCUCCCUCAUACUUGUGCAUGAGGAAAACAUUGAGUUGGGUAAACAGGACGUGUACCUUAUGAUGAAUUUUAGUACUAGAAGUAACAAAGUCAUGUCCGGUAAAAUCUAUGUCUGUAAACCAUCAUGGUUAGAAAUCGUUUUUAAAAUGCUUUACAGAGAGGGACAUCUUUCUCCUUUCUACAGACGUCUGGUUUGAUUUCAUCUCUUUUUAAUUUAACUUUCGCAGUAAGAAAGUAAUGACUUGCAUUGUAAUGACUUCAGAAGAGUGACCUGGGUAGAGCACAGAUGUAGAAAAGUUAGAGCGACAAAGGGGUGGGGUGAGGGGAUGAGACAGAGGGGCCAGCACCGGGUAAACGCAGGGGGCUUCUGCGCCCGUCUCUCCGCAGCACAGAGCACCGCGGGUCUCAGCAGCGGCUCCGGACCGCCGGCCCCCCGCGGGUCCCUCCCGCCGCCCAGGGGUCGCGGGGGCUGCGCUCUCCGCGACAUGUCAUCCCGGGUCCGUGCCGGGCUACGAUUGGACGCGCCGCCGCCAGGCACCCGCCAGAAACACAAACGGGCAGGGGAGCGGAGGGGGGCGUUCUAACGAGUCGAGAGCUUUGGCUUUUUCCCGUCUCCCCACUCCCCUCCGCGCUCCACGCCGGGUCUGCUGCUCCUGCUGGCCGCGGAUCGCUCGCGCGGCAGGAGAGUUGGCGCAAACCUCGCCGCCGCCGCCCCUGCGCCUUCCCCUGCACCCCUCCUCUCUCGUCAUGGGACCAACUCCGGGCUCCUAAGAGUUUGGGCUCUCAGCGGCGCGAUCUCCGGCCAAAGUCACUAAGGGCGGGUUAUGGCUUAGGGCGCCAGAGGGGUCGGCCUCGAGGUAACGCCAAGGGGAAAGGACGACGAAGCUAACUGGGAAAGAAAGAAGAAAAGAAGAAACGCCAGACGAUGAGUUUCCACAAGGAGGACGGAGUGAGCAGCCUGUGCCAGAAGGCGCUGCACAUCGUCACGGAGCUGUGCUUCGCGGGCCAGGUGGAGUGGGAGAAGUGCUCCGGCAUCUUUCCCCCGAAGGGCGGCAGCCAGAGCGGAGGCAGCACAGAUAUUUCGGUCAGCCUGUUAGCAGUUGUCGUCAGCUUUUGUGGCCUGGCCUUGUUGGUUGUCUCGCUUUUUGUCUUCUGGAAGUUGUGCUGGCCAUGCUGGAAAAGUAAACCUGUGACGUCCGACGUUGGUGCCCGUCCACAGAGCACGUCAAGUGCUCCGACUGAAGUGUUCGAGGCGGAAGAGAAAAAAGAAGUAAAGGAAAAUGAAAAGCCAGCCGUGAAGGCUAGUGAGCCUGCAAUCAAAAUUAGCCACACUUCCCCUGAUAUCCCAGCAGAAGUCCAAACUGCUUUAAAAGAACAUUUAAUCAAACAUGCACGUGUGCAAAGACAGAUUACUGAGCCUACAUCUUCAUCUCGCCACAAUUCCUUCCGGAGACACCUGCCAAGGCAAAUGCAGGUUUCCAGCGUUGACUUUAGCAUGGGCACAGAACCUGUUUUACAAAGAGGAGAAACCACCACCAGCAUUGGGAGGAUAAAACCAGAGCUCUACAAACAGAAAUCCGUGGACUCCGAGGGCAACAGACAAGAAGACGUCAAAACCUGUGGGAAACUUAACUUCACCCUCCAGUAUGAUUAUGAAAAUGAACUUCUCGUUGUUAAAAUCAUCAAAGCCUUAGAUCUCCCUGCUAAAGACUUCACAGGAACUUCUGAUCCUUAUGUGAAGAUGUACCUUCUUCCAGACAGGAAGAAGAAAUUUCAGACCCGUGUGCACAGAAAGACUUUAAAUCCUCUAUUUGAUGAAAUUUUUCAAUUUCCUGUAGCGUAUGACCAACUAAGCAAUCGAAAGCUACAUUUCAGUGUGUAUGAUUUUGACAGAUUUUCUAGACAUGACAUGAUUGGGGAAGUGAUUCUUGAUAAUUUGUUUGAAGUCUCUGAUCUCUCCAGGGAAGCCACAGUAUGGAAAGAUAUCCACUGUGCUACCACAGAAAGUAUAGACCUGGGCGAAAUCAUGUUUUCCCUUUGUUAUUUGCCAACGGCUGGGCGUAUGACAUUGACAGUUAUCAAAUGCAGAAAUCUGAAGGCGAUGGAUGUUACUGGUUCAUCAGAUCCUUAUGUCAAAGUGUCUCUGAUGUGUGAGGGCCGAAGAUUAAAAAAGAGGAAAACAACUACAAAGAAAAACACUCUAAAUCCUGUGUACAAUGAGGCUAUUAUUUUUGACAUCCCUCCAGAGAACGUGGACCAAGUCAGCCUGUCCAUUGCGGUCAUGGAUUAUGACAGGGUAGGACACAAUGAGGUCAUUGGCGUGUGCAGGACAGGACUGGACGCUGAAGGUCUCGGGCGAGACCACUGGAACGAAAUGCUGGCCUAUCACCGAAAACCAAUAACACACUGGCACCCCUUGCUGGAGUUACCUGGCCGGGCAACCAGUUUUGAUAGUCAAGGAUCCUGUCCUUCUCCCAAACCACCUUCCACACCGUAAUGCCUCCAGACUAAGAUGAUUCUAAAAAGGGCCUAACCAUGUUCUCGCUGGAUCAGGAAAAAAAAAAACAAAGUGGAAGGUUUGAUUUUCUCAUUUAAAAUACAUCCAUGAUAAUGUACAAACUUGAUGUGCACUUGUUUCUUUUCCUUUUUUGUCUGUUUUUUUUUAAACUUUGAACAUCUUAAUACAUUUUACUUGAAUACAAUAGCCCUCAGAUGCAUAAGGUAUUUUAUCCUUCCUGUCAUGUGCCUAUUAGCACUCUGUGUAUUCUAACAUAUUGUAAUUCUUUGCAUAGGCGAAGAAAUAAGUUUUUUAUAAGAUUAAUUCUUAUCUAAAACUAUAGUUUAUGCUGGUUCUGUAUAAAGUAGCCCAUGUCACAUACGCAUGGUUUUGAUUUUUCUGCAACUGUGUUCAUUUCCUAUUGUGCCCACGGUUCUAUAUAAACUUUAAAGAAAAUUUGAACUUACACAGCAUUCAAUCUUUGUGCAAAUUAAUGUUACUUAUCUGAUCAUUUCUUUUCUUCUCAGCAAAUUCUUUUCUUGGUGAAGUUUGGCUCUG